Messenger RNA from Coccinella septempunctata (seven-spotted ladybird), 2676 nucleotides. It is a transcript of the gene Sting, whose product is annotated as stimulator of interferon genes protein. Gene Ontology annotation, cellular component: autophagosome; endoplasmic reticulum membrane. Bases 541 to 2598 code for a protein of 685 amino acids. Gene Ontology annotation, molecular function: 2',3'-cyclic GMP-AMP binding; cyclic-di-GMP binding. The record is from RefSeq and is a predicted model, not a curated record. Lineage: Eukaryota; Metazoa; Arthropoda; Insecta; Coleoptera; Coccinellidae. Gene Ontology annotation, biological process: innate immune response; autophagosome assembly; positive regulation of type I interferon production. The transcript is spliced from 9 exons.
CAUUCGCUAUUUGUUGAUCUGUGCAUCACUUCAUGAGUUCUUUCAUGAGUAAUCUGUGUUCAUUAAGAUUGAAGAGAAUAUAACCCUUCUAUAUCUCUGAUAUAACCAGAAUAUAACUUUAAUCUAUGAGAUGUACCACACUAGGGGAAAAACAUAACACUGUAAAAUCAACUGAAGUGGGUAUUCAUAGAAAUCGAUGCAUUUGUUUUGAAGUUCACAGUUUGCUGAGAUGAUGAAAUUUGGCUGAUAAGAAUCUGCUCGAGAACACAAAGAUAAGAGUCUAUUCUUCAAAAUAUUAAACACUGAAAGAAGAGUGUAUCACUCUUCUAAGUACUAUCUUAUAUUAUUAUAUUCCAAAAAGUAAAAGUUACGAGUUGCGAAUCAUGCCGCCAACAGGCAGUAGCAGUAGAAAAUCUUCAAAUGAUUGGAAAACGGUAGAGUAUUUAUUAUGUAGUAGCUGAUAAAGGAGGCAGAUUAAAGUUUCCUUCUACAAUACCAAAAGUGCGCUCUAAAUUAACGGAAAAAUUGGUUAUUUUCUUCAUGAUACUAUCUUUAUAUUGUACGUUUUAUUUAAAUGACUUUGAUGAAAUAUGCCUUGAAGCGAUCAGUUAUGGUGUCCUCAUCUUUUAUGCAAUGGAAGCUUUGUACAGACUCAUACUUUCCUUUGAGGAACUCCUUAAUCAUUUCAUGCCAAGGUAUCAAAAUAGCAUACGACACUUGUUCAACUCCUUCAUAUUCACAAGAGAGUCAUGCUUUGUUGCUACAAUGUUUGCAAUAGUGGAAUGGUACUUCUACAACAAGCAUGGGUUAAUUGACUUGAAUAAACUCGAUAGACGUUCAUUCUUUAGCAUUGCUCUUUUUGUAUGGUUUCUAGGAAAAGUUACAAGAGUUUUGCCAGAGAUGAAGGAAUGUGAAAAAGAUAAGGAAAUUCGUUCAGAAAAAUCUGAGAAAAUACAGAAAACCAAGUGUGCUCAUUGCAGAAAAACAGUUACGAGAGGUAUUAAGUGCACUGAAUGUGAAGAUAUUUUCCAUUAUAGUUGUCUGAAAAAGUCAGCAAAUCAAAACCAAGCUAUCUGCAAACAUGUAGGGCAAAGUCAAUCCAAAGAUGAAGAGAAUCAUCAGAACAAAAUAUUAAGUGUGGAAAAUUCCUAUCUGAAAGAAUUACUCAAAGCAGUGAAAGAUAAGAAUCAAAUUCUGAUAACAAAUAAUCAACUAUUGCUGGAAAAAAUUGAGUUAUUAGAAACUGAAAAGAAUCGAAAUAUAAAAAGUUUGCAACCGAUUGAAGUGAAAAAAAAACCAAGUAUAAACACCAAAGAUGGCAGACAACAGAUACAAGAGAAUGUUCCCAACCCCGACAAGCUGCAUGCAAAUGAAGUAGAACUACAUACUAAUGAAAAACAAGUUAUAACAGUUUCCGAACAAAGUUCUUCCGUCUUGAAAUCUCAUGAUAUGACAGAUCGCAGAACAAUUUCAACAUCACAACCUAAUCUCUAUGAGAAAAUUGAAAUUAUCUCAAAUACAAACAAAACAAGGAAGGAAACUAAUAAACAAUUAAAUCAACAGGAAUCUUUCGAAUUUGGGGGAGAUGAAGAAAACAAGACAGAUGAAAAUACGCAACUAUCAAAAAACCGAAGAGCUAAUAUCGGAACUGCACGAAUACAAAAAAGUGAUGUAUAUAUCAAGUUCCAAUCAGUCGAUCCGGACAAAGUGAACAAAAAACUGUGGCUUUUCAUUUCUAGAGUGAAAGCCUCUGUGGAAAAAUCUGAUAUUCGAUUAUAUAUUGCGGAGAAAGCGUCAGUGGAUAUCAGUGAAAUAAAUGUGCAGAUUUUGGAUACAAAAUCAGAAAAAAGCUUUAAGGAAUUCAUGGUCGGAGUUCCAAUAGACUUAGAGAAGCAAAUAUAUAAGAAUAAGUUUUGGCCCACAGGAAUAUAUUUCUCUCCUUUCGACUUCGCACGUGGACAACAUUUUUCAGAGGAACAAGCCUCCAUUUAUAACUCUUUACGAUUCGAAGAAGAUGAUGGUUUGAACUACAGUUCGGCAAUGGCUCAUUCAUUUUUCCAUGGAUAUUUGAGAUUGAUUUUACCAAAAACGGGUGGACAGGACAAGAAUUUAAUUGAAAUUAUUGAAGUAUAUUCUGAUAAGCAUAACGUCCAGGUUUUUCCCAAACUCUUCAUAUUGGUACCAAAGUCGGCUGUGUGCCCUGUUAGUUUAGAAGGGACCAAUAUUCAUUUGAGUUCCAGUUUAGAGGAAAAGCAAUUGACGAUAGCUGGAGUUCAGAAGAGAGUGUAUAAAAAUUCCGUGUAUAAAGUUAGGGAUCCACAGAACCCAAAGCAGCCUAACUAUGUUUGUGCAGAAUAUGCUACUCCAUUAAGAACUUUUUUCAAAGCGUUGGAAGCUAGUGGAAAAUACAACGAAAACUUCAAAAAGCACCAAGAUGAUAUCGUUUUGCAUUUUUAUUUGACGACAAGAGAUUUAGUGAUGAAUGAUCCAGACAUUAGUAAUCUAUGUGAAUUGAUUUAUUAUGAUGAUCGUGAUGAAAAAGGCAACUUCAGGGAUGUAGCUCCCAUACUACUCAGAAAAAUAAGAAAAAGGUUGUGACCAAAGAAGAUGUAAUGAACUAUUAUGAAACUUCCACAAUUUGUACAUUUUCGAUUCAAAAAAUUCUCUCUAUACUCA